Messenger RNA from Gloeophyllum trabeum ATCC 11539, 1529 nucleotides. RefSeq lists its product as uncharacterized. The transcript has 9 exons. NCBI's taxonomy places the organism in Eukaryota, Fungi, Basidiomycota, Agaricomycetes, Gloeophyllales, Gloeophyllaceae. The annotation marks the transcript as partial. The record is from RefSeq and is a predicted model, not a curated record.
AAAGCUCCACCAUGUUGCAGAAAGGGGUGACAUUUUACGCUCUUCUCCAGUGCUUGGUAGGAUAUGGGGUUUCAGCAGUCCCUACAGCUGCGAACCUCAAUGGUCACAACGUUUGGGCGAGAUCUGCUGCCUCUUCCUCCGCCGAGCCAGAUCCGUCCAUGGCCGUCAGUGUUCAGUUAGCUGGAAAGGCAUUUGUGAAUAAGGGCUUAGUGGCCUUCGGUCUCAUUCCCUCUAAUUUUACCGAUUCCACUGGGAAUACCAUGGGUGGCAUCGGUAGUGCCAUUGGGGUGAAGCCAGGAUCGUUUACGCCCAAUGGAGACGGCACCUUCUCCGGUACAUUCAUCGUGCAACCAGACCGUGGUUUCAAUGUGGACGGUACCGUCGACUAUCAAGCCCGUCAACAUGUGAUAGAUUUUGUAUUGUCACCGUAUUACGGGACAGACGAUCUAUCCUUCACAGCUGCGCAGCAGACGCUCAAGCUCGAUUACAAGAGCACUCUGCUGUACUACGAGAGGAAUGACACGAAGACUACGGGGCUGGAUUCUUUGGCCAUCCGACCGCAGCAGGACGGGUAUCCGCAGAAUUCCUUAGCGGAUCCUCCGAUGCCAAUCCCCAAUAUAACCUAUAACCAUCUAUGCACAGACGCCGAAGGCCUAGCAUUGAACGCGGACGGGACAUGGUGGACGAGCGAUGAGUACGGACCGUACAUCUAUCGAUACUCAGCCACAGGUAACCUUAUACAAACGAUCGCACCACCACCUGCCAUUUUACCCAUGAUCGACGGCGUCCUCAAUUUCACGUCUGUGACUGACCCUACAACCGGACGUGCGGGCAACCAAGGGUUCGAAGGCCUUUCCUUAGAUCCCAGUGGUCAGAUAUUAUACGCUCUUUUGCAGUCUGCGACCAUUCAGGAUGGGGGGUCAAGCAAGACUACGUCUCGGUACACUAGGUUAUUGGCGUACGACAUCUCCAGUGACACCCCGACCCUGACGGGAGAAUGGGUAGUGCCCUUGCCCAUCACCUCUAAGAAGGGCAACACACUUGCUGCCAGCGAAAUGCAUUCUCUCGGUAACGGAAUCUUCCUGGUAUUGUCCCGAGACGGCGAUGGCCACGGUGGAAGCGAUAAUCACUCAUCCUACAAGCAGGCAGACCUAGUAGACGUCUCAGGAGCAACCGACAUCCAUGGGACUGAGUUUGACAGUCCAUCGAACCCGAUCGCUGUAAACGGCGUCCUGGACAGCAGUAUCACGGCUGCCACAUACGAAUCCUUUGUCAACUACAUCAAUGACACGCAGUUGGCGCGAUUCGGACUUCACAAUGGUUCUCCUGCCGAUCAGACUCUGAUAGAUGCGAAGUGGGAAUCCCUUGCCUUGGCCCCCGCCAAUGAUCCCGCCUACCCUGACGAUUACUUUUUAUUUACCGCGUCUGACAACGACUUCAUAACCACGGACGGUAUUUCACUCGGAAUCCCAUACAACGCAGGACUGGACAACGAUAAUCAGUUUUUGGUAUUCCGAGUUACACUGCCU